CCAGUAGAUGAGCAAGCACCCACACCGAUGACCUUCUCAAGAUGGUGGCCCGGCGAGACGUAUGCGUCACUUCCGGCCUUGCGAAAUCUAUAAAGAGCAGGAUUGGCGAUUUCACUUUCCCGGCCUGAAAGAUUUCUCCGCCCCGACAUGCCGAUGAGUCGCUCUGGCUCCCACGGAGCCACGUUCUGCCUGCCCCGGAUGCUCGCGAAGGACCUCCUACACCCCUCUCCCGAGGAGGAGAAGCGGAAACACAAGAAGAAGCGCCUGGUGCAGAGUCCCAACUCGUACUUCAUGGAUGUCAAGUGCCCGGGGUGCUAUAAAAUCACCACGGUCUUCAGCCACGCACAAACGGUAGUUCUCUGUGUCGGAUGCUCCACUGUCCUCUGUCAGCCUACUGGAGGGAAAGCAAGACUUACAGAAGCUCAUUUUACUGAUGAAACUAAAGAUGCAAGUGAUUAGGCUAAGGUCUCACAGGAUGUUCCUUCAGACGGAAGCAGCACUAAUGACAGAUUCAGGAUGAGUAAGGAACUAUAAAAAAUAAACUAAAUUUGAUACA
Sarcophilus harrisii (Tasmanian devil) is the source of this 556-nucleotide messenger RNA. RefSeq names its product 40S ribosomal protein S27. Gene Ontology annotation, cellular component: ribosome; cytosolic small ribosomal subunit. The coding region runs from base 148 to 459 and encodes 103 amino acids. Gene Ontology annotation, molecular function: structural constituent of ribosome; RNA binding. The transcript has 5 exons. The record is from RefSeq and is a predicted model, not a curated record. Gene Ontology annotation, biological process: translation; ribosomal small subunit assembly. Lineage: Eukaryota; Metazoa; Chordata; Mammalia; Dasyuromorphia; Dasyuridae.